AAACCAGCCAUGAGAAGUAGUUCAUGCUGAUCAAUCUGGAUAAAAUUCAACUACCGUAGAUCAAGCAAGUUCCCUCUCAUCCACCAUCAUCUCUAGAACCUCUCCGCAGGAACGAGACCAAGCAGAAGCUAGCUGCGAGCAAUGGAGCACCAGAUGUUCAACGACCCGUUCACGAGCAGCAUGUCGUCACUGGAGGCGGAAAUCUUCUCCAGUGGCCAUCACCACCUCGCGCCGUCCCCGCAGUGGCCGGGCCUAGACCUAGACCACGACAUCCCGGCGGCGCCGGCUGCCAACAACGCCACCUCCUCCGGCGGCUCGAGGUCCCACCGAAAGAUGAGCCACAGCGCGUACGAGCGCGACAGCCGCAAGCAGCUCAACGAGCAUUAUUCCAACCUUCGCUCCCUCCUCCCCGACGAUGAUCAUCACACUAGGAAGCUGGGCAAUCCGACCAUUGUGUCGCGGGUGAUCAAGUACAUCCCGGAGCUGCAGAAGGAGGUAGACGGCCUGGAGAAGAAGAAGGAGCAGCUGACGCGAGCCAGCUGCAGGCCGGGAGAUGACACGGCUCCGAUCGUCUCCGCCACCUGCCUCGACGACAGGGAAAUCAUGGUCCAGGUCAGCCUGCUGAACACCAUGGCCGGCGCGCUGCCCAUGUCCAAAUGCAUCAAGGUGCUGGAGAACCAAGGCCUCUGCCUCAUCAGCUCGUCCGCUUCCGCUUUUCAGAACAGGACCUUCUAUAGCCUUCAUCUCCAGAGAACCCAACGAACAAUGAGCAAGGAGUGCUCAACAUUUUGUGACGAGCUGGAGAACGCCGUGAAGCAAAAGGCAGGACUACAUCCACAUUACUAGUAGAAGACAACAUAAUAAUGGUGGAUGCGAUCAUAUUUAAGUACUACCAAGAAUCAAAAUGCAUGCCAUACCUAUAUAGCAAAUAAUCAAAGAUAAAUAGUACCGAUGCAUGCAUGAUAAUAUAAAACAGUGUGUUCCAUAUAUAUAACUACUAUUGUAUUUACAUUCAGGCCCUACAUUUUCCUCUUGAUGUACCCUAGCUUGUACGCAGAUGCGGGUUGAGUAUAAUUAGUAUGCAUGAUAGGACGGAGAAAAUAAAUUUAGAGCUGGCCGCAAAAGCAGUGGCGUGCAUUCUGAUAAGACACGCCAUGUCCAUGUAAUUCAUACAAAUAAAUAAAUAUAUUAUGGUACCACCAUGUCGUGUAAUGUUCAUAUAUGAUUUGGAAUUAUGAGGAUGAUUAAUUUGCCUCAACACAUCGUAUUUUUACAUACAUAAACAAUUCAGACUCCUAGCAUGCGCAAAUAAUCCAUCACUUGGUUUCAGUGAGGACCAUUGACAAUACGGCUCCUCAGUAACUCUUCUUGUUUCGGACGACCAUGAAUGUUACUAUAAUUAAAUUUGAUAAUUACUGAUAAUUUAAUUUGGUAAUCAUUUGUUGAUGUGCUAUAUCAUUUUGUGUCGUCAUUGUGUUCUCAUCUUGUGGUGUGGGUGUGCUCAUGCGUUGGUGCAUGUCUCCAAGAUCUGCUCGUAUCGCUUGUCUUAGAUGCUAGCUUUUUUUUGAGAAACUUUAGAUGCCAGUUGUAGUAUCCUGCUGUAUUCCU
Messenger RNA from Aegilops tauschii subsp. strangulata, 1608 nucleotides. Its product is annotated as protein IRON-RELATED TRANSCRIPTION FACTOR 2-like. Gene Ontology annotation, biological process: regulation of transcription by RNA polymerase II. The record is from RefSeq and is a predicted model, not a curated record. Gene Ontology annotation, molecular function: DNA-binding transcription factor activity, RNA polymerase II-specific; protein dimerization activity; RNA polymerase II transcription regulatory region sequence-specific DNA binding. Gene Ontology annotation, cellular component: RNA polymerase II transcription regulator complex. NCBI's taxonomy places the organism in Eukaryota, Viridiplantae, Streptophyta, Magnoliopsida, Poales, Poaceae.